Thamnophis elegans (Western terrestrial garter snake) is the source of this 1186-nucleotide messenger RNA. Its product is annotated as agrin-like. Gene Ontology annotation, biological process: G protein-coupled acetylcholine receptor signaling pathway; receptor clustering. Lineage: Eukaryota; Metazoa; Chordata; Lepidosauria; Squamata; Natricidae. The transcript has 4 exons. The coding region runs from base 509 to 1186 and encodes 225 amino acids. The record is from RefSeq and is a predicted model, not a curated record. Gene Ontology annotation, molecular function: laminin binding.
CCCACUCCAAGCCCGCCUCUCUCUCGGUCCCUCCCGCGGCUGCAGAGGGCGGGCAGCGCAGCCCGGCUUUCUCUCUCCCUCUCUCUCUCUUUCCCUCCUUCCUCCUCCUCCUCCUCCUCCUCCCCAGCGAUUCAAAGCGCUCCCCAGCCGCCCCCGCCGCGGCCCUUUGCAGCCAGCGGCGGCCAAGGAAGCGGCCAGUUUGAGCCGGGAAGGGACGGAGCUCUCGGCGGGGCCGGCCACGCCACCUCCCCCGUCUUUUUUUUCCCCUUCUCCGCCUCCCUUUCCCUCCCUUCUUUCCCGGCCGCACUUUCUCUCUCUCUCUCUCUCUCUCUCUGUGGAUCUCUAGAUCUCUCUCGCUCUCUCUGGAUCUCUCUCUCGCCCUUUCCCCGCGCGCCUGGCAACUUAGGAUCGCCGCGCCAAAGGGGCUGGCUGCCUAGGGACGCGGGGCCAACCCCCCCACCUCCACCGGCUUCCUCGCGGACUCGCCGCCGGCUCUUUUGUUGCCGCGAUGCGGCGGGCGAAGGCUUCCCCCCGGUCGCCCCCCGCCGCCGCCGCCCGCCUGCCUCCGCCUCUGCUGCGCUCGCUGCCGCUGCUGCUGCUGCUGCUGGCGCUGGCGCCGUGGCCGGCCCGCGGCAACCGGAGCUGUCCGGAGAAAGAGCUGGAGCGGCGGGAGGAAGAGGCCAACGUCGUCCUGACCGGCACGGUGGAGGAGAUCUUCAACGUCGACCCGGUGCACCAGACCUACUCGUGCAAGGUGAGGGUUUGGAGAUACCUGAAGGGGAAAGAGGUGGUGACUCAUGAGAUCCUCUUGGACGGCGGGAACAAGGUGAUGAUUGGGGGCUUUGGGGACCCCUUGAUCUGCGACAACCAGGUCUCCACGGGGGACACCCGGAUUUUCUUCGUCAAUCCUGCCCCGCACUACAUGUGGCCUGUUCACAAGAACGAACUGAUGCUGAACUCCAGCCUGAUGAGGAUUACUUUGCGAAACCUGGAAGAGGUGGAACACUGCGUCGAAGAUAAACCGGUCAAUUACUUCCCGCAGGCAGUGCCCCAGGAUGUGCAGCUGAGGGCAUCUUGGGAAAUUAAAGAAGCUGCUAAAUUCAUUGACGUGACCCUGUCCAAGGUGCUGAAUUUGGAGAAGCAACCUCGUAAAGCGAAGAGCGAGCACUUGGGGGCUGCUUUCUAG